Molecule: messenger RNA, 1338 nt
Organism: Bursaphelenchus okinawaensis
Lineage: Eukaryota; Metazoa; Nematoda; Chromadorea; Rhabditida; Aphelenchoididae
Source: the annotation of a GenBank genome assembly
AUGUAUCCAGCCAAAUUGCUUUCAAUUAAGGUCAGUUUGUAGAAGCGUAGUGACGAUAUGUUGUAAAUUCUUAUCAUUUCAGUUUUCAUUUGUCUCACAUUACACUUCAAAUCGAUUUGGGGGUUCGUGUGUACUCAAUCGUUAAAACAAAAAGCCAUCGGUUCGAAUUGAUGAAACGCUUUGUUUAUUCGGUUUUCAAUUGAAUUGCAUUAUGUAAAACAUUAAAAUAUACAAUAAAAGAGUAAAUGUUGUAUAGUAAAGCAAUAAUAUUGUUUCUGUAAAGUUAUUUUGGGGAGAAAAAAAUAAAGAAUGAAGUAAAAAUUAGUCUUAAAAGGCUAGUCUCAGAGUUAUUAGGUUCAAACUUAGACUCAAACUUACUAUUUUUAGGCUUAAGCUUGUCACCUGAUUUGGCUUUAAUUUAUUUCAAGUUUAGUUUUCGGCGUAAAGUUAGAGUUAGCUUAUGUUUAGCCUUAGGCUGAGAAUGAAUAUGAGCCUGAGUUUGAUGUUAAGGUAUAGCCUUAGCUAUAGUCAUAAGUCUUGUUUGCUUAAUCUUAGACUUAAUCUUAGGUCUUGGCUUAUUCUUUAGUUUAGGUUCAAGCAUGUAAGCUCAAUUUUAGGUUUGAGCUCAAGCUAAAGCGCAAUCUCAGGUUCAGGCUCAGGGCAGGCUCAGGUUCAGGCUCAGCUCAGGCUCAGGCUCAGGCUCAGGCUCAGGCUCAGGCUCAGGUUCAGGCUCAAGCUCAGCUCAGGCUCAGGCUCAGGCUCAUUAGGCACAGGUUUAAGUUCAGGCUCAAGCUCAGGCUCAGGCUCAAGCUCAGGCUCAGGCUCAGGCUCAGGCUCAGGCUCAGGCUCAGGCUCAAGCUCAGCUCAGGCUCAGGCUCAGGCUCAUUAGGCACAGGUUUAAGUUCAGGCUCAAGCUCAGGCUCAGGCUCAGGCUCAGGCUCAGGCUCAAGCUCAGGCUCAGGCACAGACUCAGACUCAGACUCAGACUCAGGCUCAGGCGCAAGCUCAGGCUUAAGUUUAAGCUUUACCUCACGGUUAAGCUCAAACUCUAGCCUAGCUGUAACUCCAACUCCAACUCCAACCCCAACUCUAGCUCUAACUCCAACUCCAACUCCAACUCCAACUCUAGCUCUAGCUCCUGCUCCAGCUCACGUUCAAACUCAAGCUCAAACUCAAGUCAAAAUCGAUGUUAAAUUCAAUCUCAAGCGCAAGCAUAAACUCACAUUCAAAUUCAAACUCAUUUUUAAACUUAGGCAUAAACUUCAGCUUGGUUUUAAGCUGAAGGUUUGGCUCAAGCUUAGGCUUAAGUUAAAUCUUAGGUCUAAAUUGUUUAGCUAA